Messenger RNA from Dunckerocampus dactyliophorus (ringed pipefish), 957 nucleotides. Its product is annotated as protein CutA homolog. Gene Ontology annotation, biological process: response to metal ion. Gene Ontology annotation, molecular function: copper ion binding. NCBI's taxonomy places the organism in Eukaryota, Metazoa, Chordata, Actinopteri, Syngnathiformes, Syngnathidae. The record is from RefSeq and is a predicted model, not a curated record. Bases 223 to 690 code for a protein of 155 amino acids. The transcript has 7 exons.
UUUCUCACCACACCACCAUCGUUGUAUACCUGAUUUGGGACGUUUGUCAUGGCAUAAUUGCAAAAACUGUUGUGUUCAAGCUCCACUUGCUUUCACUUGGUCUUUAUUUACAGUUCCAGACAGUCAGGACGGCUGAUGCGCGACAGACGACAGUUGAUCCACCACACUUUACGGCAGUCCAUGUCGUUCGGCUGCAAUUAACGCAGCAGGUGUGUCCUGGUCAUGCGCAUUGGACUUCCCUGUGCAGAGACGCUGCAAGGUGGAUCAACCCGAGCUUGGCUUCUGACGGUGCUCCUGAGUGUGUUUAUGCUCCAGCUGCUGAGGACUGUCGGAGUGAGGCUGUUCUCCAUGGCUUCCGAGACGUACACGUCGGGCAUGCACUCGGCCGCCUUUGUCACCUGCCCCAACGACACAGUGGCCAAAGACUUGGCCAGAGGCAUCGUGCAGCAGAAGCUGGCCGCCUGUGUCAACAUUGUGCCUGCAAUCACAUCUGUUUAUGAAUGGCAGGGGGCGAUCCAGGAAGACAGCGAGGUUCUGCUGAUGAUUAAAACUAGAAGCUCCAAGGUUCCCGCUCUCACAGAUUAUGUCCGGAAGAACCAUCCUUACGAGGUGGCUGAGGUCAUCAGCCUGCCCAUAGACCAGGGCAACCCCCCCUACCUGAAGUGGAUUGGAGACAUUGUGCUUGAAUAAGGACUGAUUCAAGGAUGGGUGAUUAUGCAAAAUACUUUUAAUGUUUAAAUUACUUCACAGUCCAUCAGUGUUCAUGUGAAAUGACUUAAAACACACCUUUUGCGCCAAUUUAAUAAAUGCAAAUUCAUAGAUUUGCCUUUAGGGGUCGUCAUAGGUCUGCUUUCAAUCAUCACACUUUCAGUUAAUUGAACCACUGAACAGACAGCAGUGUGUUUUAUUUUGUACAAAUAAAUAUGUUGAAAUAAAACAGCUGGAUAUAUGUUUUUA